Messenger RNA from Malaclemys terrapin pileata, 2872 nucleotides. RefSeq names its product transmembrane protein 171 (gene TMEM171). The record is from RefSeq and is a predicted model, not a curated record. NCBI's taxonomy places the organism in Eukaryota, Metazoa, Chordata, Testudines, Emydidae. Bases 322 to 1281 code for a protein of 319 amino acids. The transcript has 4 exons.
CCGCGGCUGCCGCCUCUCUCGGGCCGCGAGGAGACGCGGGGCGGGGGUUGGCGCCCGGGCACAGCACGCUGCGCUCAAGGUCGCAGAAGGUGCCAGCCAGAGCCGGCCCAGGCACGUCAGCGCCGCCUGGCCCCGAGCCCGCAGCCGGCGCCGCCCAUCGCUCCCUGGGCGCUGCCUCAGUUGCUUAAAUAGCGGCUCCCGCCGCCGGGCCGGCCAGCAUGAGCCCGGCGCGCUGCCACACCGCCGUCUCCGCAGGUCUACCUCUCUGAACACUAACAGGAGAUGAUAUCUUUCUCCUUUGCAUGAAGAGACAUUUUUGUAAUGUGUGCAGUUGCUGUUCCCAGACCUGGUGGGGAAGAAAAUAAUGGACAUCAUAGGAAGUUUUUUUUCCUUUUUGUUUUUGGAGUUGCAUUGCUGUGCACUGGAUUUCUGCUUUCAGUCUUUAUUUUACAGACGUGCCCAUCUGGAACCUUCAAUGAUUGCAACAGGGCCCUUAAGAUUGCUGGGCCUGUGAUUGUUGCUGUUGGAUUAGUUUGUGGCUUACUGGCACAAUCAAGAGCUAGGCUGUACCUAAGUCAGAGGCAGAUGCAAGGUGAGCAGGUGUACAGGCUCAUUUUUUGUCAAGGGAACUGUCAGUUUGCCCAGUUUCUUAUCUUUGGGUUUUUGUUUUUAGCUAGUGGAGUGCUAAUUAGUUUCCUGGGCAUUUGGGUUCCUGGAUGUAGCCCAGGAAGGCACAGCCUACAAUAUAAUCAAACCAGCACUUCUGAUGUUGAACUCCCAGGCUGUGGAUUUCUGCCUCUUCAAAUCAUGGGUCCUUUGAUUGUGCUUAUUGGAUUAAGUUUCUUUGUAAUAGCUCAUAUUAAAAAGAAAACCAAUUUAAAUCUCAGCCAAGAAUCUUCUGAAAAUGGAGAACAGCCUCAGAGUCCAGAAUCACUUCAAGUUACAGCAGGUGAUGCUGUAAUGACAUUCCCACCCCUCCCACCACCUUAUUUUGCUGACUCUCUAUCACCACCUGUAACUCAUAAGCCACUUGCCACAGAGCUGCCUAUGAGUGAAAAUCCUCCUCCAUACCACAGUAUUGUAAAUAAUGGGGCACAACUUGCACAUGUUCAAGGAAUGGUUUCUGUUAGAGAUUACGAACCACUAUAUGCAAUUCCCGGGAGCAGUUCAUCUUCAGACAUCUUGCCUACUCUGCAUCUUUCAUCUGAAUUACCUCCAAGAUAUGAAGAAAAAGAAGCAACAAUAAAUAGUGAAUAUUCUUCUGGCUCCUCCAUGGCUUAGCCUCUUCUGAGCCUUCCCACAAAGAACUGUGAACUAAAGUUCAUUUUUCUAUGGAAUUGUACACUACAAUUUUAAAGUUCUAAACUUAUUUUUAUAAUAAAAAUUGUAAUGGUUGCAUCUAUAACCUUAAAACAACAAAACUUAAAUUACCAAUUUGGGUUUAGAGAAAUAUUAUGUAACCCUAGGCUUUUUCGGACAACGGUACUCAACAGUUUGGUGAACUGCAACAGCGUUAGAUGUUCAUUGUGUUUUGUUAUGGGUCUAGUGUCUAUUUUUAGCUUUCUUUUAUAUCAGAGAAACUAAGUAGAACACAAACUUUUUUCUGUGUAUUUUGAUCUACUCAAAUCAAUUAGUUUCAGAGCUAUGGCAAAGAAAUAAUUAGAAAGUGGUUUUAUAAGUAUUUGUUACUGUUCUCUAGAAAGUACUUGUAGGAUAAGUUUGCAAAAUUACCAUUUAUUUACUUAGCUUAGAUACAGUUUGAGCAUAUUAGUAAUACUUCAUUUUAGUCUGCCUGAUAACAAAUGCCAUAUAGUUUAAUUUGGAACAUUUAUGUUCAUAGUGGUAAUCCCCACAAAAAUCAGUUUUAGCCAGCAAUUAAGAGCCCCUAAAGCAAAGCUGAGGAUAGUUAAUGCUCUAAUACUUUAACGGUGGAAUGACUAUUUCCAUAAGAAAUACUGGUAUUAUAAAUCAGUCUCUGAUUUAUACCAACAGUAUCAAUUUAUUUUUGAGAUGGACUCUCUUGUGUGGCUGAACGGCAUUUAAAAAUCAGUAUUUUUCAGGAGCAGAGAUUUCUCAUCUAUAAUGUAUUGUGUCUAGAUUCUAAGAUAUGAGAUGUACCUUUAACUGGCAAGUUCAGAGAGCAAGCGUGUCACAGCUCUUUAAGACUCCUUUGAGAUGCACAGCUCCCUCUCCUCUUAUUGACUUCAAAGUACCUUGCAAGAAAGCUCAGUACCUUGCAUACAGGAAUUUACGUGAUAAAUCCUGCAGGACUUUUUAAUUCUUAGGUUAAAACUUAUGCUCCAAAUUUUUUUUAAGAUUAAGGCCUUAUCUAAAAAGCAAGCAUCCUAGAAUUUUAUUUUAACUCCAGCAAGGUGGCUUUUUUAAUUUGGCUACAUCUCAUCCACUUCCUCCUUAAUUUGCACACAAAUUAUGUUCCUGUGAUACUAGGCCCUGAUUCUGCCACCUUUACACUCAGUACCACCUUGCUCUGAGCGUCGGCUCUCUGAAAUCAAUAGGACUGAUCACAGUUUAAGGAUGGCAGAAUUAGGCCCCUCCAUGGGGUUUUUCUUGCUGAACUCCCAACUCUUCACGCACUGAAGAUGAGAGCCUAAUUGUAUCAUACUAUAGGCCUCUGGAUGAACUGAGUCAGAGGUAUGUGAUGUUAGCCAUUCUUAAACAAUAAUAUUUUCAGUAGUCCUCUUACACAUCACUUGGUUUUAUUUUUUCUAUAAGUACUUGCUUUACAGAGGCUUACCUCAGGGUAUGUCUACACUACGAAAUUAGUUCGAAUUUAUAGAAGCAGGUUUUAUUGAAAUCGGUUGUAUACAGCCGAUUGUGUAUGUCCACACAAUAAAAUGCUCUAGGUGCUCUA